CGCCAGAACGGUGCGCGAGAGCGAGCGGAUGGUGGCAAACUUGUUCAUCCACUUAAAUAGCUAGGAGUUCAGAGCGAACCCGCUCACAGACAUACACACUUACACACAGACUGGCGCGAUUCAAUCAGUCUUUUUUAAUUAAAUGAUAUCGUUUUUUUCUUAGGGGUGUGUCUUCCCUUUUUUCACAAUUUUUAUUCGUGUCAUAACGUUUGGUUGAUAGCUAUUAAAUUAGCUUGCUAACCAGUAAACUUAGGGGCACGAUGUGAAUCUGUCGCCAGCUCAGCUGUACGCUAUAUUUGUUUUUUUUUUCUUCUCUUGUCGUGGAAAAUAGCUGAGGUGGGAGGGAGGUUGGGGCUGCUCACCGAAAGAGGAGGCGGCGACCAGGCAGUUGUGUGUUUAUCUGUGAGCCUACCGCUACGUUCGUGAGUGAGUGCCUUUUUUUUUUUUCCUCCGUCGAGCUUGUAUUGCUUAUGAAUAAUUCAUGACUUCAAGAAGAGUGUCCCGACAGGAGGCGGGGUUAUGCAAAUAAGCCCACAGAUACUUGCAUAAUACAGGAGGCACGUUCACGUACGGUACGCAGGGAAGAGGUAAAUGCCAGCCCUUUCACGUGUCUACGCACCGUCCAGCAGAAGAUGAUAGAAAUGUCAGUGGACAAAGAGACUGUUUUGCCAGGUGAUGUAAGAGUGGACCCUGCAGCUCACCUGCAGCCACAGCAAGUAGCAGAAAGAGAUGAGCUCUGUGACCAGGGUCGCACAGUAGCGGAGGCUGAUGUGGCGACUUCCGGAAAUUCAGAUUCGGCGUCCACAUGUGCCGUGGUGGACCUCUCUGGGAGUGGCAUCCUGACGGAGAGCGACUCGACCAACAGUUGCGGUCGGGCUGAACGGGUGGAGCUUGAGGCCAAGAUGGCCGGCUCCCCGUUUAAGCCUAAAAAUGGCCUGCAGCAACCAGUACCGCAACGGCAGCCUCAGCCACCGAAGCUGAACAAACGGCGCAACACCAUGAACGUGGGAUUUAAGCAUCCUGGUGUUGGCAAGAGACGCCGACGGGCCAAUUCUGAGAGUGACCCGGUCCUACCUACCAACUUCCUGCUCGGUGGGAAUAUUUUUGACCCGCUUAACCUCAACAGCUUGCUGGACGAGGAGGUGAACCGGGCCAUCAAUGCAGAGACGCCCAAGUCUUCGCCGCUUCCAGCGAAGAGCCGCGACCCCGUUGAGAUCCUCAUCCCGCGCGACAUCACCGACCCGCUCAAUCUCAACAGCACCGGGGGGGAUGCCGGCAUCCUGGCAUCGCCCCUCAAGAGUGGGGGCCGAAAGAGGCAUCGCAAUCGGCACCAUGGGGGAGGGGGUAACCCCGCCACCACCGCCCACCCUGAACCCUCUGAGCUGGAGAGCACAAAGAGUAGCGAGAGGUGCACUGUCACAACUGCUGGCGGGGCAUGCGCAGCAGAAGGCGUAGUCCUGGAGGCCCCCAGGGAGGACGCUGUUUUACUCAGCUCAAUGCCCUUGCUGGAGUCUCCGCGGCCUUACGAGCUCAACACUGCCAUCAACUGUAGGGAUACGGUAGUACCGCCUAUCUUGCCCCGCGGCACAGCCAGCUGUGGACCUGAGACGGCGAAAUUGCCCGCACCUCCUUCCCAGCAGCUCAGCUCCCGCCAACGUAAACGCAGGCGAGCCUCCAGUAAGUGUGAAUCACGCCCAGCUGCAGUCACUCCCAACUCCUCGGCUAAGAAGAGUGGCAGUGAGAAGGGGCGACGGCCUGGUCAAGGUGCUCCUCAGACCUUUCACACCCCAUGCACCAGCACGGGGGGCGGACAGAGUGGAUCGACACCGGGUCAGAGUCACCGGAAGCCGAGGCAGCAGCAGAAGUUCCAGUACGGCAAUUACAACAAGUAUUAUGGUUAUCGCAACCCGGGCUGGAGUGAGGACCCACGCAUGCGCGUUCUUCACCCGGAGUGGUUCCAGGGCAAAAUCGUGCUGGACCUGGGCUGCAACACAGGCCACCUGACAUUGGCGAUCGCAAAAAACUGGCGGCCGGCACGCAUCGUCGGGCUGGACAUUGAUAACGCGCUGGUGCAUGCUGCUCGGCAGAACAUCCGGCACUACCUGUCUGAGGUGCAGGCCCAGCAGGCCCGCAGGGCAGUUCAGGAGGAUGCUGCCGGUAGCCACGGUUGCCCCACGGGCCGACGGGAUGCCUUGCCGGAGUCCCCUAGUGGCGGAGCAGCAAACAACGUCCAGAAAAUGGACAGACCUGACGAGGGUGAUAAAAAGACUAAGGCUGGACUGGACGUGAUGUCGGUGCCGGAUGGUUUGACGAAACUGCCUGAGCCGCCAGUGUCCGCGGAGAGUGGAGACACUGGGGCAGGGUGUUCAGAGGAAAUGGAAGGGGUAGAAGGCACCAUGGAACCUGAGCCCCCGUGCACCUCUCCCUUGGAUGUGGACCAUCCUUUCCCUGUCUCCCUGAAGAUCUCCAGGGGCCCCAUCGCUGCCCCCCCUCUCCCAGACACUCCUCCAGCGGUCCCUGGUGACUUUCCUGCUAAUGUCUCCUUUGUGAGGGGGAACUACGUGCUCGACAACGACAUGUUGCUGCAUGUCCAGAAGCCGGAGUAUGAUGUCAUCCUGUGCCUAAGCGUGACCAAGUGGGUCCACCUGAACUGGGGAGACAGCGGCCUACAGCGCCUCUUCCACAGGGUCUUCCGGCACCUGCGACCCGGCGGACUCUUCAUUCUUGAGCCGCAGCCGUGGGGCUCCUAUGGCAAGAGGAAGAAACUGACUGACGCCAUCUUUAAGAAUUACCACAGUAUCCGCUUCAAGCCCGAUCAGUUCAGCACGUAUCUGACGUCGGAAGUGGGCUUCUCCAGUUACGAGCUCAUUGGGACGCCCAAGAGCUCCUCCAGAGGAUUUCAGAGACCAAUUUACCUGUUUCGCAAAGGACCGUCGCCUCCCAGGAAGUGACCCUGUUUCUGUAGUGACUGGCGGGCAGACGGUGAAGAUUCCUUCUGCCUGGAUACGACGGAAGCGGCCUGACCUUCGCUUGGGGACACGCAUUUGGAGCUGCGUCGACAUUACCGUCAUGCAAACACGUGGGGUGGGCAGGGGUGUUUUUGAGCAGGGAGAUCGUCAAGGAAACGGACAAGCUGUUUACGCCAACUGCACACUGAACUUAAAACAUGCGUAGACACACACAUGCACUAAAAAAAAAAAAAACACAGAA
Brienomyrus brachyistius is the source of this 3210-nucleotide messenger RNA. RefSeq names its product methylphosphate capping enzyme a (gene mepcea). Bases 633 to 2951 code for a protein of 772 amino acids. Lineage: Eukaryota; Metazoa; Chordata; Actinopteri; Osteoglossiformes; Mormyridae. Gene Ontology annotation, molecular function: RNA methyltransferase activity; snRNA binding; O-methyltransferase activity. Gene Ontology annotation, biological process: snRNA modification. The record is from RefSeq and is a predicted model, not a curated record. The transcript is spliced from 5 exons.